This is a messenger RNA of Hypomesus transpacificus, 1062 nucleotides long. RefSeq names its product B2 bradykinin receptor-like. The record is from RefSeq and is a predicted model, not a curated record. The transcript has a single exon. NCBI's taxonomy places the organism in Eukaryota, Metazoa, Chordata, Actinopteri, Osmeriformes, Osmeridae. Gene Ontology annotation, biological process: immune response; vasoconstriction; G protein-coupled receptor signaling pathway. Bases 5 to 1045 code for a protein of 346 amino acids. Gene Ontology annotation, cellular component: membrane. Gene Ontology annotation, molecular function: bradykinin receptor activity.
UCUCAUGGAGGUCUUCGAUGUUCCAGAAGAGGAGUGCAACCACACAGACUCCUGGGAGUGGGUCUACACCAUGCAGCCGGCCUACAUGUCGUUAAUCUGUGUUCUCGGUGUGAGCGGCAACAUCUUCGUCCUGCUGGUCUUCUGUCUCCAGCGGAGGUCUGGCACUGUGGCUGACAUAUACCUGGGAAACCUGGCUGCCGCAGACCUCUUCAUGGUGGCUUGCCUGCCUUUCUGGGUGGCCACUGUUGUCAGGCACUUCAACUGGGCCUUCGGGGAACCACUCUGCCAGCUGGUCAACCUGAUCAUCGGGAUGAACUACUACUGCAGUGUGCUGUUCCUCACCCUGGUCAGUGUGGACCGGUACUUGGCGCUGGCCCGACCGUUGGGACAGUGUUGUCUCAGAGGUCCGGGCUGGGCCAGGGCUGUGUGCCUGGGAGUGUGGGUGGUCGGAGCUCUGCUGAGCCUCCCGGCCCUGCUCUUUCGCUCAGUCCGAUUCUUCCCUGACCUGGGCGUGGAGGGGUGUUACAUGGCGUACCCCCACAUCGGCUGGAGGCUGCGCUACAACUUGACGGUCAACCUGCUGGGGUUCCUUCUCCCUGUCCCUGUGGUGUCCUUUUGCAGCUUCCACAUCCUGAAGGUCCUUCAGAACAGCCAGGAGAUGAGGAGAGCCAGCAGGCCCAGGGGGCGGGAAAAGAGGUGGGCGGAGAGGAAGGCGGCCCACCUGGUUCUCAUUGUGCUUGGGGUCUUUGUCCUCUGCUGGCUGCCUUACCAGGUGGUCAUCUUUUUGGACACCCUGCACUAUUACAAGUUCAUCUCUGGCUGUGGGUGGACCCAUGUGCUAGACAUCAGCACCCAGCUGUCUACUUACCUCGGAUACAGCAACAGCUCUCUGAACCCUUUCCUCUAUGUGAUCGUUGGGAAACACUUCAGGCAGAAUGCGAAGACAGUGUUGAAACAGAUGCUGUGCGGUGGGACAGGGAGGAUGUCCAGCCACAACGCAAAUGUCAACUCAACCACUAGAUACACAGAUUCCACCAAGGUAUGAUACCAGAAAUGGCUGUG